Molecule: messenger RNA, 2849 nt
Organism: Diospyros lotus (date-plum)
Lineage: Eukaryota; Viridiplantae; Streptophyta; Magnoliopsida; Ericales; Ebenaceae
Exons: 2
Coding region: 299-2737 (812 amino acids)
Source: RefSeq, a predicted model, not a curated record
AAUUGUCCAUAAACGCAUAAACAUUCAAAGCCUUGCCAAUGCACCUAGUCUGAAUAGUUUUUCGUUGAUAUUUAACUUGUCUUAGGAGGAGGGAUCCAUCUUUUGCAAACGUUCGAUAAGAAGACAGAAGUCUCGAAAUUAUCAAGAGCAACCGAGAGAGAGAAAAAGUGGGCGGCUUUGAAAGAUUUUGUGGUAGCAUCAGAACCGUCAGUCAUCGUAAUUCCAAACAAAAACUAAACUUAAUCAACUGAAACAUAAAUAUUCUCUCUCUAGGUAGAAAGAAAAAGUGGGCGGCAAGAUGGCGAAGUCAAAGACGAUUGAUGAAGACGCGCGUUCCCGGCGGUGCUCGCCGGUGCGGCCGUCGUCUAAGGGCACGGCACCGAUUGUGCAGGGGGUGAAGGGUGGUCCAAAGGCAAGAGCGAAGUCCAAAUCUAGGCCGCGGGGUUCGGCUUUGGAGCUGCAAGGAAGCGAUGCAGAAACUGGCUUUGAACGGACGGAGUUCCAUCGACGACCGCCAGUUCGGGAUGCUCGUGGUUCUCACCAGAAGGGAGGGAUGAAGACGGGUAAGCCGAUCUCGCCUUCUUUCAGUUAUCCUCCUGUGCGUGCAGAUGGGUCGAAGUCGGAGCAGCCUGCUGCUAAUCUAGAUGUGGUUGAUUAUGUUCGGAAGGAGAACGACAUGCUGUCGGCGGCUCUUUCUGAGAAAGGGUUUGAGUAUGUCUUGAAGGAUUUUCGGAUGAUUCUCUCGCUGGAGGAGGCGCAUCUGAUGCAGAGGACUAUUAGUAAAGUUCGAUCGGCCUUGGGUCAGGAACUCCCGAGGGUUCCUUUGUUGGCAAUAAUGACGGUCGGUGGGGUCAAGAGAGGGAGUAGGUCUGAUGGCGCUUGCUCUAGUUCUGGGGAUGAGCAGAUGGUUGAUUGCGAAGGGUCACCGAUUGGCUCUCCAAGAGGCUCGAGAUCUGAGUCUGAAAGUGGUGAGUCGGGGGAUAAUUCUUUUACAGGCAGCGAUUCCGGGGACGCUGAGGAGCCCUCAGUGGACGCUGAGGAGCCCUCCGUGGACUGGGAGUCGAGAUCUGAGUCUGAAAGUGGUGAGUCGGGGGAUAAUUCUUUUACAGGCAGCGAUUCCGGGGACGCUGAGGAGCCCUCAGUGGACUGGGAGUUGGCUAAUAAGGCUUUAAACCCGAUCUUUGAUGGUCGGGAGUCCUUGAAUAGUGAUCGUCGGUUCUUUCCCAAAGGGGAUCUGCAAAUUCAGCCGGGUGCGAUGCAGGCUUCUAGGUGUAAAGAUGGUCGUGCAGGUCUCCCAGAUAGCAUGCAGUUAGAGGAGCCUGAUAAGGAUGCCGUGGUUAUUCAGAGUGGUUGUGCGAAUGGAGCUAGCAGUAGGCCUCAUUGUGCGUAUGAAGAGGAUGAAAUUCGCACUGAAGUGGUGGGUAUGGAUGCUGAUUACAAGAGGGGCAGUGGUGGUGUUCCGGUGGCUGGUAAGGGGUCAUCGGACAUAGUGACGGGGGUUCGGAGAGAGGAUACGCAGGGCAUGGGUCGACGGAGCUGGGCGGAUUACGAGGAUCGGCCGUCGUCGGAGCAUGUCGAAGCGGUGUCCGGCGGCAAGGAGCGGUCCCAGAUUUCUCGUGAUCCGGGAAUUGAUACCCCUCAAACGGCGGGAAUCCCGGAUCCACCUAUGCCGUUGAUUUCUUGCCCUUUUGUGGAUUUGAUUGACAGUGAUCCCCCACGUCAUCUGCGUGAUGGAGGGAUUUCAGGGAUGGGACAGCCUAUGCAUUAUGGGGGUAGGCCUAUUAAUUUUGGGCAAAAUGGAUCUAACUGUGGCCUUAAGGGAGUUGGGCUUCCAUCUCCUCAAGAUGUUAUUGACUCUCACGAUCAAGGCCGAUUAAAUAAGGAGGCUGUGGCUCAGGCCCACAAUGACCCUGUGCAUGGUGGAUCUUUUGCUGGUCAUUUGAGCCGAGAGGGUAAUAUUUUAAGGGAGGUUAAAAGGAAUGCCAAGCUCGAUCAAUUUCGGCCCACUGGCCUGGUGGAUUCAGGCAAUUUACGUAUUCAUAAGAAAUUGGGGUUUUAUCCGCCAAUUAAUUUUCCUGCUGAUGGCCCCACAGUUUGUUUCUCAGAAGAAGUUAUUGACAGAGGGGUGAAUUAUUGGAAAAAUACCCUGAUUGGGUAUUUCAUUGAUAGCCAACUUCCCUUCCAGGUAGUGCAAUCUAUUGCUAGGCAGUUCUGGCGGUGCUUUGGUUUUAUUGAGUGUCCGUUAAUUUUGAGAAUUUGGGAGGUGGGUAUGGAUUUCUCAAGGGCAAUUCUUUCAGCAGUGCCUAUUUGGGUGAAAAUUUUUAAUAUUCCUUUGGAAGGAUGGAACGAGGAGGGAAUUGCAACGGCUGCUAGUGCCCUUGGUCGGCCUAUCCAUGCGGAUUUCAUGACGGAAGAUAGGACGCAGGUUGAAUUUGCCCGAGUAUGUGUAGAGAUGGAUGCUUCAUCUGAAUUCCCUAGGCAUAUUAAUUUGUAUCAAGGAAUUGAUGAAAGCACAGGGGAGCCUAAGCUUUUGCGUAUGCCUGUGGAGUACCAGUGGAUUCCGCCUACUUGUUCUCAUUGUCGGGUGUUUGGGCAUAGUCUAGCUAAAUGCCCAAACAGGUCUUCCCAGCUAUCUCAGCCGAUGCAGGGGCAAGCUGGUACGGUUCGGGAAAAGUCUCAUGGUAAGGGGAAGAUGGUUAAAGAGGUGAAUGAAGUCCCCGGGGCAGCAAUUGAAUAAAAAGGUGGACCAUGCGUCUACUUCUCGUUCUCAUCCAAUUAGUGAUGCAGAGAUGGUAAUGGCAAAUCGAUUUUGUACACUAGCAGAGGUAGAUAUGGAUAUUCCUUCUCCU